Hyaloscypha bicolor E is the source of this 1150-nucleotide messenger RNA. RefSeq lists its product as uncharacterized. The record is from RefSeq and is a predicted model, not a curated record. Bases 336 to 1007 code for a protein of 223 amino acids. The transcript is spliced from 2 exons. NCBI's taxonomy places the organism in Eukaryota, Fungi, Ascomycota, Leotiomycetes, Helotiales, Hyaloscyphaceae.
CACAAUCACAUUCUUUCUUAAUCAAACCAACAAUUGCUUUCAUCAUUGAUUUCUAAGGUAUUUCUUGACAUAACAGAUUAGAUCUGAGGUCGCGUGACUUUCUAUCAAGUGGAGGUACCGAGGGCCUUCAACAUACGAGCCUAAACUUGGCGGCCCAGGCAACCAUUUAAUGCCUUGAUUUCAUCUACUUCAAGGCCUCCCACCAACCCCCCUUGCACGGGAUCCAAAUUCUAGAUCUCUCACCUGUACUUCACAAAGCAACGGCAUCUUUAACUCUACAUUCCCUCACCCAGUACAAACUGGACCUCAAUUAACUCCCUCGACCUCAGAUCAAAAUGGCCAACCCUAUCAAAAUCCACAAACAUGCACCAUACCGCAAAUCCCUUCUCAUCCCCCUCUGGACCAUCCAACUCCCCCUCUCCGUUUUCCUCUUCGUAAUGUCAGGAAUCGGUAUCUCUACCGCUACCAGAGGUUAUAGCUUCCACGCAGAUUUGACAAGCUUCGACAUUGCCCGCAUACUACUCAAUCUCUUCCUCACCAGCUCCGUCAUCUUCGUCAUCGUCAAGUUCGCAAACUUCGCCUUGACUACGCAUGUUUUCAAGAUCCAGAGUAUUGCAGCCGUUGUUGUUGGUGUGAUUUGCACGGUGCUGUAUUGCGUGGAGGGCUCUUUUGAGAAGUGGAUUAUGGCGGCCUUUUCGGGCACAGGGUUGCUUGCGAGUAUUACGAUUUGUGCUAGGGUGUGUGUCUUGAGGAGGAGGGUUAAGAGGGGGGAGAUAGGGGAGAUGAAGAGGGGGAGUGGUGGGAAGGAGCUUGAUUCCGAGGCACAGCUGGAUGUGGAGUCGGAGGAUGGUAAUAAGUUUCGGCUUGUUGGUGAUGGGAAAGUGAGAGCUAAUGUUAAGGUUACGUUGGGACCUGGGUUGGAGAUUGAGAAGCCAAGACCUUCGUUCAAUUCCGUGGGGACUGGUACAUCGAGGGCGCCAGAGCAGGUUGUGAGGGAGUUUAUUUGAUGUGAUGUCUAGGAUUUAGUCAGUCAUGAAUGUACGAAUACCAUAUGGUUGAAUGGACAAUUGAGGAAACUCAUUGUACGAGGCAGAAAUUGUCCUUUAAAUGCAAUGCUAGCCUGCUAGGGUAUCUCGCAAUCUUCCCCCAA